CCCACCAUGACGACCUUCGUCGUGUCGCUAUUCCUGCCUUACACCAUAGAUUUCCAGGAUCCCGACGCGGAACAGACUCCCGCCCCAUCUGCUGCUGCAGAUGCUCAGCCAGCGCCCUCUGCGCCAACGUCUGUGGCAUCCGCCAUUCCCCCUCUCCUCGCAGAGGCGGGCAAAAAUGUCUCGUCAGCCAAUGCUCCCACGACAAAAGCAACCGCGGACAGUCUCCUGAGGGAUCAGCGACCAACUCACAUCAACCUGCCCGCGGUCCCAGAGCAGGCUGCCACGGACAGCUACUUUCCAAUAACCCCAGCUCCAACCAACCCGGCCUCACAUUUCAUUCGUCCUACGGAUCCCCGAAGCCUCGUACGCAGCGAUGCUCAUGUCGCUGAGUUUGGAGGCAGCAGUGCUCUUUUCAACCAGCCACGCUCAAGGGCCGACCCUGUUCCCCCCAACAACAUCUUCGAAUCUGCCAAAGCCCAAGAAAAGGCCAAGGUUGAGCGAGAGCGGGCAAGCCAUGCUGCUCCCCCCAAGUCCAAGUAUCGAGGAAAGGCCGGUGGCUUGCGUGACCCUAGAUGGGAGCAGCCUUGGACUGUCGUCCCAGCUGUUCAAGGCAACGGUGGCUUGUCCAACGCCAUCAACGCCUCAGUUGAGCACGGCACAAUGAAGGAUGUCAUGACCGUCGGCACCGUCGGAUUCUCCACAGACGCCCUUGUCGAACACAAGAAAGUCGAAAUCCACGACAAGCUCCUCGAGGAUCACAAGGCGUUGGCUGUCUUCAUCAGUGACAAAGACUCGGAUGGUCACUAUGGUCACUACUGCAAGACUAUCCUAUGGCCCGUCUUUCACUACGUCAUUCCCGAUCAUCCCAAGAGCAAGGCCUUCCUGGACCAUUCCUGGGUGUAUUAUGAGAGUGUCAACCGUGCAUUCGCAGACAAGGUCAUCAAGGCUUACAAGCGAGGCGAUGUCAUAUGGAUCCACGACUACCACCUAUGCCUGGUCCCAGACAUGAUUCGUAAGGCGCUCCCCGAUGCAAAGAUUGGCUUCUUCCUUCACACCGCAUUCCCAUCCUCCGAAGUCUUCCGCUGCUUGGCUGCUCGCAAAGAGCUACUUACCGGUAUGCUUGGUGCCAACCUUGUUGCGUUCCAGACUCGCGAGUACGCCCACCACUUCCUACAGACUUGCAGCCGCAUCCUUGGAGUCGAGGCAGUCGAGGACGGCGUUCAACUCGAGAAUCGAUUCGUCAACGUAUCCGAUUCGCCCAUCGGCAUUGCGCCUCGUUUGCUCCACAACGCUCGACAAGACGCCGAAGUCAAAGAGUGGAUCGACAUCCUGACGAAGCGUUACAAGGGCAAGCAUCUAAUCGUCGCCCGCGACAAGCUUGACAGCAUCCGCGGUGUCCGUCAAAAGCUCCUUGCGUUUGAACUCUUCUUGAAGAAGAACCCAGAAUGGAUAGAAAAGGUCGUUCUCAUUCAAGUAGCUACCUCGGCGCACGAUGAUCUUGAGCUGGCUACUACGGUUUCGGAUAUCGUUGAACGCAUUGAUGCGGCGUACUCGACCAUAACCCACAAUCCUCUUGUCUUUCUUCGCCAAGACAUUCCGUUUUCCCAGUACCUUGCGCUCCUGACAGUGGCCGACGCUUUGGCCAUCACCAGUCUUCGAGAGGGGAUGAACCUAACCUGCCACGAAUUCGUUGCCUGUCAAGACGGAGCCAUGGGGCCCAAGAAACAUGGGCCUGUGAUUCUCAGUGAGUUCACCGGAAGCGCAGCUAUAUUCAAAAAUGCCGAGAUCUCUGUCAACCCUUGGAAUUACCAAGGCAUCGCAGACGGUUUCAAACAAGCGCUGGAGAUGACCGGAGAAGAGAAGAAACGUCGGUGGGACUCGAUGAAUGAAUACAUUCUUUACCAGACUGGCGACUAUUGGAUGACGAACUUGGUCGACCACCUUACCCGGGUGUUUGAUGAGCAGUUUUCACGUGACGCCAUGACGAUUCCACGUCUGUCGACUUCAGAUACUAUUGCCCGAUAUGAGUCAACUUGGAGCCGUCUCUUCCUCCUCGACUACGAGGGCACGCUGGCUUCAUACGGCGCAGUUCAACGAACAGUCUUGACAGGAAAUGACCGGAUUCUCAACGUCCUGAACGAACUCUUGUUGGACGACAAAAACGUCAUCUACAUCAUGAGCGGCCGUACUGUCGAGGAGCUCGAGCUUCUUUUCGAUCGUGUUCCAGGUGUUGGCCUGAUUGCCGAGAAUGGAUGUUUCAUCCGGGAGCCUAAAGCCACCGAAUGGAAGCGAUUCCCGGACGAGCAGAAGACUGCGAGAUGGAUGAGUGCAAUCAAGCAGAUCCUUCAGUACUACAUUGAACGCAUCGAGGGCAGCUACAUCGAAGAGCACGGUUGUUCUAUGAUUUACCAUCUCCCAAAAUCAAAGGAUAACGCAUCGCAACAGGCUGGCGAGUGUGCCAAUCACAUCAACGACGGCACAGAAUCUCAAAAUGUCAAGGCGAUCCCUACCAAGAACUCGGUAAUCAUCGAGCCUUCCGACUUUGACAAGGCCACAGCUGCAGAGUUCAUCUGGAGCAAAUACCACGAGGUCGACCGACCGGAAUUCGUCUUUGUCGCGGGCAAUGACCGUGACGAUGAGACCGUCUUGAAGUGGGCCAAGAAUAUCAAGGACAAUUGGUGGGCUCGCGAAGUCAUCACUGUGACUGUGGGUGACCGCAACUCGUCUGCCUUGGCCACCGUCACCAACGGCUCCACUGGUCUCUUGACUGCCCUCCAAAGAAUUGCUCGGGUCAGGACCCCCUAG
Molecule: messenger RNA, 2805 nt
Organism: Periconia digitata
Lineage: Eukaryota; Fungi; Ascomycota; Dothideomycetes; Pleosporales; Periconiaceae
Source: the annotation of a GenBank genome assembly